GUCCACCCAACUCGUGGAGGCCUCCGGGUCGCGGCUUUGGCGGUUCGACCCGGUCGACCCGAUCAACGCGGCCGGAUCUCUAACACGAGAGAAGAAGGCAGCUAUGUCAGAUUAAGGUGGAGCGGAAAGUGGUUGCUCGCUUGGCCGGAUUGGAGCGCAGAAGGAGGGCUGCACGGCUGCAGCCAUGGCGGAAGAAUGGAGGUCACUCAGAUCGAUAGCGGAACUCGUGAGAUCGAUAUUAUUCCCUGAGCUGGUGACCAGGCGGGCGGUAGCUCGGCCUUUCUCCACUCUUCGCGGCGGGAAGGACCCGGAUCCGAAUGCUGCUCCAUGUAAAGGGUUAUACCCACUGGUAAAAAUCCGCCUAUUAAAGCCGCCUCCUCGUAAAUUUGGAUAUCGAGGGUUUACAUUGGGAUGGAAUCAGGAGUAAGGGGAGAAAGACUUGGGACGCAUCCUACUUUCUGGGGUUUCUUUGAGAUAUUUGUUAAUGUGCUUAGGUUUGGAGGUCGACUUGCCGGCUUCCUGAUUCUCCAGGUUUGGCAUAUAUGGUGGAGACUUGCCGGAUGCUUCUUUACAGUAUCUGCUGGUGUCCUCAGUCUUGGAUUUCGCAUUGCUCGUUUUUCAAUUUACCAGGUUGGUUGUAUAUGGAGAAUUGUGUCUAGAUACAUUCCUCACAGGAGUGUAGACUUGGAACCUAGAUCUUCUGGGGAAAAUGCUUCAGAUUCUGAUGUGGACAGGAGCGCGGACUUGGGACCUCAAGCUAUUGGCGCUCAUGCUCAUCAAGAUGGCGAUGGUUUGGUUGAGACUGGGCACACUUCAGAGAUUGGUGGAGACAGUGCUUUGGGUCGUGAUGUGGACAAUCCACAUAGCCUUUGGAAUUCAUUUCAAGCUUUGCCACGUGGACAAAUUUCUUGGGAGACCAGUACUUGUUGUGCCACCAUUUUAUUCAACCAGAUUAUGAUAUUGCUGCCUAUGAAAUUUUUUAAUGGUUUCUGGUUUUUUUAUGUUUCAUCAAAUAAUGUGAUAAUAAUAUCAUGCUCUAUUGUAGUUGUCCGUGAUGCUUUUCCAGUUAUUGUGGGACAUUUGGCUGAGACAAUGCCUUGUGAUGAAGUUAUAGGCAAACCCAUCUUCUUUAUAUGGCUGAUGAAUAUUGGGCUACAGCAAAUUGUGAGAUGCUAUGCAGAUUUUUAAACUUUGGAGUUUUUGGACGGCAUGCACGAGUUCUUUGCGACAUUAAUGAAAAAGAGUUUCUCCAUCUGAUGUGAUGAAACAGCAACUUUCGAUUCAAUUAUGUCGGUCAUUUCAUUUUUCCAACACUUAUGCAUGCUAGGUUUUACACGUAUUUUGUGAUGGAUGAUUUUUUAUUGAUAGCAGCAUUUGUUCCUCUGGUAGUCAGGAUUUUUUAUUUGAUACGCAGUAAUGUUUAUGCUUAUUUUAUUUCAGAAUUUUCAGAUCAUUAUAAAAUUCAUGAUAGGUAUGUUUGUGGUAUUGUAACAUCAAAAAAUAGGAUCAUAUUUGCUACUAUAGUUGGAGAUGUAUAUAGCUACUAUAGUUGGAGAUGUAUAUAGCGUCGAUGUUAUGGAUUUCGGGGUGUAUCAUCAUGUUCGGCAUGGAGAUAAGUCAGUGGAUGGACAGAUAUUUGAUAUGAUCGCAAAUUCUGAGUUUGUUGUAGGAUUGUUGAAUGGGGAGGAGAGAAAUUGACAUAUCUGGAAUCUAUCUAUUUUUGAAUCUUUUCAUAUAGGGGGUGAUUUUCUUGACAGGGAAUGGAAUGGAGGUAUUGUAAGGUGCUGCAUGUUUGAUAGGACUGUCACGGCUUGUGAUCGACCUCAAUUGAGGUUAUUUGAUGUUGAUGCAGAAAAUGGUCUGAUUCCAAGUAGAUAUCCUAAAGUUGGCUGUCCAGUAUUGCAUUCAGUUAUAGAUAUAUGCCACAAUCACUAUUUUGUAUAUAAAGAUAUUCGUAAUUUCUACAAUAUUUGUGAGGUUCGUGGGCAAGACUUCUUGGAUGUGAUUUCUACAUUUGAUAUUUCAUGAGGUGAUUAUGUUUGGGCGUGCAUGAUUCAAGGAUUUGUGUUUGUCUUUUCUGAUAAUGGUUUGAGAGUUUAUUUAUCUUCAAUUGAUUCUGAAAUAGUUGGGCUCCUGAUGUUGGUUUGAGAAUAUAUGAGAGUUGAACUUAUUGAAUUAUUUCAUGGCUUAGCUGCAACUUUUUUGUCUGCUGUUGCUAUCAAUCCUUGUACUCAACUUAUUCAUCUGUGGCUUAGAAAAGAAUCAUACCUCAACUAUCCACUCUAGCUAUCAAAAUUUCGAUGAAUAAAUUGAGUAUGAAGAUUGAUAGUAGCAGCAGACAAAGAAGUUACAACCAAAUCAUGAAAUAAUUCAACAGGUUCAACUCUUUCGUGUAUUCUCAAACUAACAUAAGGUUUUCAUCAAGGAGUACAGCUACUUCAGAAUCAGUUGAAGACAAAUAAACUCUCAAACUAUUAUUAGAAAAUACAAACACAAACCUGGAAUCCAGCAUGCUCAAACAUAAUCACUUUGUGAAUAUCAAAUAUAGAAAUCACAUUUUAGAAGUUCUUCCCAUGAACCUCACAAAUAUUGUAAGAAGUACGGAUAUCUUUACAUACAAGAUAGCGAUUGUGGCAUAUACCUAUAGCUGAAUGGAAUACUGGACAGCCAACUUCAGAAUAUGUACUUGGUAUUAGAUCAUUUUCUGCAUCAACAUUAAAUAAUCUCAAUUGAGAUCGAUCACAAGCCAUGAUAGUCCUAUCAAACAUGCAGCACUUCACAAUACCCUCAUUUCAUUCUCUGUCAAGAAAAUCACCCUCUACAUGAAGGGAUUCAAAAGUAGAUGGAUUUCAGAUAUGCCAAUUUCUUCCCUCCCCAUUUAAUAAUCCUACAACAAACUCAAAACUUGCAGGCAUAUCAAACAUCUGUCCAUCCACCAAUUUAUCUCCAUGCCGAACAUGAUGACACAUCCCGGAUCCAUGACAUCGACGCUAUAUACAUCCCUAACUAUAGUAACAAAUAUGAUUCUAUUUUUUGAUAUUACAAUACCACAAAUAUAUCUAUCAUGGAUUUCAUAAUGAUCUGAAAAUUCUAAAACAAAAUCAGCAUAAACAUUACUACGUACCAAAUCAAAAAUUCUGACUAUUAGAGAAAUAAAUAUUGCCAAUAAAAAAUUAUGCAUCAUAAGACAGUGUAAAGCCGAGCAUGUAUAGGUGUUGGAAGAAUGAAAUGACCGACAUGACCGAAUCGAAGGUUGUUACUUAAUCUUGUCAGAUGGAGAAACUCCUCUUCAUUAGUAUAGCAAAGAACUCGUGCACGCUGUCUAAAAACUCUGAAGUUUAAAAAUCUCCAUAGCAUCUCGCAAUCUGCUGUAGCCUAGUAUUCAUCAGCUUGUUGAAAUAACAGUAUUGAAAAUAAUAAAUAGGAUAAAAAAUAUCUCAAGGUGAAUCAAGAAAUGACGUAAUACCAAUUUAUUCGGAUGGACCCGAACCCACCCAGCCUAGUUAGACCUGACCCAAUCUAUCCUUGAAGAUCCAUGGAGCUAAUUCCUCCUACACAAACCAUGGAGGCAUCAAAAUCAUGAAUCAGUUAGCUAAUAGUUGGAAUUGUUGUAAAUCAAUUAGCUAUUAGUUUGGAUUGUUCAAAGUAAGUUAGCUUGUGUUUCUAUAUGCAUAUACAUAUAUAUGAAUGAAUGAAAAUGAGUGUUUGCAACUAUUCACAACAUAGUCUUUUAUAUUGUUAUUAUUGCUACAGUAUUCCGACUUCGAUCAGAGUGAGUGAAGUGGAUGAUGACUUAUCUCUCGAUGGUGAGAUCUGUAAUAAAGUUUUAGCCAGAGGUAGAUCCGACGGAGAUCCUUUGAUACUCAAAUUAGUAUUUUGGAAUAAAAAAGAAGAGCAUGUGUCAGCGGAGAUAAAAAUCAUACCUAAAGAUUUGUUCGAAGCUCCAAUUUAUAGAUGAGAUUGGAGCCAUUCAUAGAGUAUCAUUUGUGGCCGUUUUGCCCGUUUCGGAUGCUAUGUGGUGAGAUUUGCGAUCAAAAUUCUCGAAAUGGCGUAGUUAUAGCUACCUUAUUUGAAUCAUGGCUAGCUGUGGCCAGACGGUUGUGCUAAUUUGAAAUACAGCAUGAAAAUUAGGUCAUUUAGAGUUGGCAACUGGGAUCGGAUGCUGAUGGGGGGUCGGCACCACCCUCAAAUCAUCAGCUGUCGAGCUCAAAAGCUGAUGGAGAUACGAAGGGGGGUUAUCAUGCGAUGUAGGUUGUCUGAAGGAGAUUCAACAGUCGAAGGUUGGUCAAUGAACUCAAGGGAUCAAAAGCUAUCGAAGUCGAUGGUUGAUAGAGACCAGUAGCCAUCGAAGAGGAUUAGUGAUAUGAAGGAAUUUGAUAGCUGGAGAUCAAAGAGUAAUGGAGAUCGCUGGUUUCGAACCUAGUUGUCGUAGAAUUUGAUCUGAUAG
This is a messenger RNA of Elaeis guineensis (African oil palm), 4447 nucleotides long. RefSeq lists its product as uncharacterized. The record is from RefSeq and is a predicted model, not a curated record. NCBI's taxonomy places the organism in Eukaryota, Viridiplantae, Streptophyta, Magnoliopsida, Arecales, Arecaceae.